AUGCCCCCGCCGCACCUCUCUGAUUCAGAGGGACACAGGCACAUACAAGGUGACAUAGAGAAGGUGCUGGCAGCUGUUAUUAAUGCAGGUGACAUAGAGAAGGUGCUGGCAGCUGUUAUUAAUGCAGGUGACAUAGAGAAGGUGCUGGCAGCUGUUAUUAGUGCAGGUGACAUAGAGAAGGUGUUGGCAGCUGUUAUUAAUACAGGUGACAUAGAGAAGGUGCUGGCAGCUGUUAUUAAUACAGGUGACAUAGAGAAGGUGCUGUCAGCUGUUAUUAAUACAGGUGACAUAGAGAAGGUGCUGGCAGCUGUUAUUAAUACAGGUGACAUAGAGAAGGUGCUGUCAGCUGUUAUUAAUACAGGUGACAUAGAGAAGGUGCUGGCAGCUGUUAUUAAUGCAGGUGACAUAGAGAAGGUGCUGGCAGCUGUUAUUAAUACAGGUGACAUAGAGAAGGUGCUGGCAGCUGUUAUUAAUGCAGGUGACAUAGAGAAGGUGCUGGCAGCUGUUAUUAAUACAGGUGACAUAGAGAAGGUGUUGGCAGCUGUUAUUAAUACAGGUGACAUAGAGAAGGUGUUGGCAGCUGUUAUUAAUACAGGUGACAUAGAGAAGGUGCUGGCAGCUGUUAUUAAUACAGGUGACAUAGAGAAGGUGUUGGCAGCUGUUAUUAAUACAGGUGACAUAGAGAAGGUGCUGGCAGCUGUUAUUAAUACAGGUGACAUAGAGAAGGUGCUGUCAGCUGUUAUUAAUGCAGGUGACAUAGAGAAGGUGCUGGCAGCUGUUAUUAAUGCAGGUGACAUAGAGAAGGUGCUGGCAGCUGUUAUUAAUACAGGUGACAUAGAGAAGGUGUUGGCAGCUGUUAUUAAUACAGGUGACAUAGAGAAGGUGUUGGCAGCUGUUAUUAAUACAGGUGACAUAGAGAAGGUGCUGGCAGCUGUUAUUAAUACAGGUGACAUAGAGAAGGUGUUGGCAGCUGUUAUUAAUACAGGUGACAUAGAGAAGGUGCUGGCAGCUGUUAUUAAUACAGGUGACAUAGAGAAGGUGCUGUCAGCUGUUAUUAAUGCAGGUGACAUAGAGAAGGUGUUGGCAGCUGUUAUUAAUACAGGUGACAUAGAGAAGGUGCUGGCAGCUGUUAUUAAUGCAGGUGACAUAGAGAAGGUGUUGGCAGCUGUUAUUAAUACAGGUGACAUAGAGAAGGUGCUGGCAGCUGUUAUUAAUACAGGUGACAUAGAGAAGGUGUUGGCAGCUGUUAUUAAUACAGGUGACAUAGAGAAGGUGCUGGCAGCUGUUAUUAAUGCAGGUGACAUAGAGAAGGUGCUGGCAGCUGUAUUAAUGUCAGGUGACACACAAAGAAGGUGCUGUAGUGUGUGA
This is a messenger RNA of Oncorhynchus keta (chum salmon), 1368 nucleotides long. RefSeq lists its product as uncharacterized. Bases 1 to 1368 code for a protein of 455 amino acids. The transcript is spliced from 4 exons. The record is from RefSeq and is a predicted model, not a curated record. NCBI's taxonomy places the organism in Eukaryota, Metazoa, Chordata, Actinopteri, Salmoniformes, Salmonidae.